Molecule: messenger RNA, 2129 nt
Organism: Folsomia candida
Lineage: Eukaryota; Metazoa; Arthropoda; Collembola; Entomobryomorpha; Isotomidae
Gene: CCDC151
Product: coiled-coil domain-containing protein 151-like
Exons: 3
Coding region: 90-2129 (679 amino acids)
Biological process (GO): outer dynein arm assembly; cilium movement
Cellular component (GO): cilium
Source: RefSeq, a predicted model, not a curated record
CUUUUCUGUGCAUUUUUAAAGACAAAUUAUUAAAGUUAUUAAUAUAACAUUUUUUAAAACCGUCUGAUAACUAAAAGAUUUUUUUCAAAAUGUCGCAAAAAGCACGAGCCACAUCCUUAGAAAAUAUCUUUGUGAGUGACACUCAUCGAAUAAUUUACACGGAAAUUUCUUAUCUAAAACGCCGCAUUCACCUGGUCGAAGGAGAACGAAAAGCAAACUACGAGUCCAAUGAAGAGACGUUAAAGAAGAACGAGACCAAUUUAAAGGAGAUAAAAGAAAAAAAUGUUCAGUUGAAGAGUGAAAGAAAGACGAUGAUCCAGUCCAAGGAGAUUUUUGUAAAGGAAAUCUCUGCCAGAUUGGGAGGAGAGAAGAAAGCGUAUGAAUUCAAAAACAAAAAGUUUGCAGAGGUCGUAGACAUUUUAGAAUGCAAAAUUGGAACGUUGCGAAACAAGCAAAACUAUUUGAAAUACUCGAAAGAACAACAAGUCGCUUUAAUGAGCAAAGUGGCCGAGGAGGAGGAACAAUUGCAUAAGAUGAUGGAAGGCAAUUUAAGACCAAAACGGACCAGUUCUAAUAAUAAAACUGUUCCACCAGCAGUUAAAAAAAGACUGGAUGGGAUAAAACAUACCGAGACGUCCACGGCCGCAAUGAUGAUGAAAAUUACAGAGGCAGACAACAUUCGAUCCCGUUACAAAAACAUGAUCACUCUUUUAAAAGAAGAAAACGUUUCUCUGAACAUGCAAGUUUCAGAAAAUGAUAAGAAGUUGGCCUCUGACGUUGCAGAAAUUGAACGGAUUCGACAAGUGCUAGCUGAUUCGUUGAAAGCGAAGAAGGUGGCGAAGACAAGAUUGACCGAGAUUGAGGAAACGACAAUUAAAGCUUAUUCUGAACGAGAACAACACCUCCACGAGGCACGCCUUCAGCUAAAAACUAUUCGAGAAAAAAUGGAGCAAAUUGGAGCAAAGUUAUCUUUCCCAAAAUUCCAUAUGAUUCAUCGCGACUCUUCAGUUGCGGAUGGUGGAGGCCUCUACGUCGGCUACCAAUCUGCAGAUGAUAAGCGAGAAGGAAAAGGUCAGUCCAUCGUGGAGACCGUUUACGCCGAAUUGGCAGCAAUGAUUGGCGAAUCUGAUCCAUCUCUCAUUGUCACGAGGUUUGAGGAACAAAGAAACCAUGCGAAAGAGCUCCUCGUGCAAGAAGAAAACGUAAAAUCAGUCGUUCGGAAGGCGAAACUCCGGAAACGCUUCCUCGACGACAAACUGAGCCAACUCCAAUUUAGCGGAGGCCUCAAGAGGGAAAAGCUGAAUACUCGAACCUCUAAAAUCAACAAGGAGAUGUCGUCAAUUUCUAUGCAAAGGGACAAGCUCAAUAGUUGGCGUGAAGAUCACAUCCUCGUCAUGGAACAAAUGCUUGCAAAACUUAACGAAAUCUGCACAAUAAAUGAAUUCAAAGUCCCAGCUCAUUCUGUGAGCAGUGAAAUUCCGGCAGAAAAUGUAGUAAGCUUACUCAAACUGGUACUUAAACAAUUGGAAAGAUUAUUGGGGAGUGGGUUUGAAUUUGGGUCGUCGUCAUUUUCAUUUUCUCCUAUGCCCCCAACUACCCCGACGACACUCGCUCAAAAAUAUGGAAACAAUGACGACCUCAAUACCAGUUCGGAAGGUGGUGGUGGCCUGAUCCCAUUCGAAAUUGCAGCCGAAGGGCCGUCGAUUUUCAACUUGCCUUCACCCGUGGGUUCCACGACCAGUUUCCGACUUGGAGGUUCCAUCUCGGACCUGGACGUAGGAAUAGGCGGGGGUCAUGCACUUGGAGACAUGUCGACAGGGUCCGCAUCCGAUAUUCUGGCCUCGUUUCGAGAUCGCGCCCCUUCCAUUCUAGUUCAUGACCAUGACCGAAUUAGUGGUGGGUUGCAUGUGGGAGGCGGAGGAGAGUCCUCACAAAGAGAGGACAGUGCAGGGGGCAUGAAGGGAGGAAAAGGGAGGGGGAGAAAGGACUCCAGUGAAGAAGAGGAGGCUGUGACACGAAAUUUUGUGAAACGCCAGUCUCAAAUUCUGUACGAGGCGAAGACCAGAAAAGGACGGUUUACUCCGGGGGGUGGGUCUGCUGGUGGUGGAGGAGCGAUCUCUAGGAGCUAA